CGUCGCCUAUGCGACCGAUCGAACAUAGCAUGCGUUCGACCGAGACGAUGAGGUCGAUGGAGUCGAUGAGAUCGAUCGACUCGGUGAUAAGGCAACCGUCGGCUGACCCUAUGCGUGCAUCCGUCGAACACCAUCAGUCUAGCAGGUCUUUGGAGGCUAUGGGUAGACCGAUCGAGCAGCAGAUCCGCACCGAACAGCCAAGGUCCACCGUUGAACAUCCAGCCACGUCGUCCUCCAUGUCUUCCACGUCGAUGAGAAACGUCAUGGAUCAUCACUCCAUGCGCGCCAUAGAACAUCCCUGCAGGCUGAAAGAUCACGCGAGUUACAUACACGACCAUCACUUUGGCCGGAUGCAUGAUCACGGCUGUAGGUCUGUCGAACACGUUUCGCGGAUGCUGGAGCAUCGGCUUCACGAGCAGCAUCCCGGUAGACCGCCGAUCGAACAGACACCUUGUCGGCCAAUCGAACAUCCUCCUGUGCGACCGCCGCCCGUCAACUAUUCCUGUCGGUCUCUCGAUCACGCACCCGGAAGACCUAUGCCGAUGGACUGUGUCAUCUAUGGUCCGCAUUCUCAUCCACCGCCAAGGUUACCCAGCGAGAGCCCCUUUCGCGUCAAUUGCCCCGUGCACAGCCCAUUCCGAUAUAGAUUCCCGAACGGAGCUGUCGAUUAUCACUCGCAACACCAGGCGCUUUUGCAAGCACAUGACGUAGCGGGACACGAGGUGUAUGGCGAGGAAGCAACCAGAGUCACGCCACCGCCUCUACUUCCGUAUCUGAACGGAGGCGACGAUCUCGAUGGUCAAAACGGCGAUUUGGACCUCGAAAAUGUGACGCGCGUCAGGCUGGUCCAGUUUCAGAAGAACACAGAUGAGCCAAUGGGAAUCACUUUGAAAAUGAAUGAGGAUGGGAAAUGCGUGGUAGCACGAAUUAUGCACGGUGGUAUGAUACACAGACAAGCGACACUUCACGUGGGUGACGAGAUCAGAGAAAUUAAUGGAAUACCGGUGGCCAAUCAAUCUGUCAAUGCCUUGCAAAAGAUACUCCGGGAAGCACGAGGUUCGGUGACCUUCAAAAUCGUGCCGUCUUACAGGAGCGCACCACCCCCCUGUGAGGUACAAAUAUUCGUUCGAGCACAAUUCGACUAUGAUCCAUUGGAGGACGAGCUGAUACCCUGUGCUCAGGCUGGGAUUGCGUUCAAGACAGGGGACAUCCUGCAAAUCAUCAGCAAAGAUGACCAUUACUGGUGGCAGGCGCAGAAGGACAACGCGGCCGGUUCCGCGGGGUUGAUACCUUCGCCUGAACUUCAAGAGCGAAGAAUCGCCUACAUGGCAAUGGAAAAGAACAAGCAAGAACAAGAUGCUGAAGGAGAAGGAGGAUGUUCUUCUCACACCGAAGGCUGCGACGGUUCGACAGUGAAUUGCUCAAUAUUUGGCCGGAAAAAGAAGCAGUACAAGGAUAAGUAUCUCGCGAAACACAACGCAGUCUUUGACCAGCUGGAUCUGGUCACCUACGAAGAAGUCGUUAAGCUUCCCUAUCCUGCAUUCCAACGGAAAACGUUAGUGUUAUUGGGAGCACAUGGUGUUGGUCGUCGUCACAUAAAGAAUUCCAUUAUCGGGAAGCAUCCCGAUAAAUAUGCCUAUCCUAUUCCACAUACAACGAGGCCUCCACGGAACGACGAAGAGAAUGGUCGCAAUUAUUAUUUCAUAUCGCACGAUGAAAUGAUGGCCGACAUCGCUGCCAAUGAGUACCUCGAAUAUGGUACACACGAGAACGCAAUGUACGGAACGAAGCUAGAAACGAUUCGGAAAAUUCACGAAGAAGGCAAGGUGGCGAUACUGGACGUCGAACCUCAGGCACUGAAGGUGUUACGCACGGCGGAGUUCGCGCCUUAUGUCGUUUUCAUCACUUCCCCGGUGUUCCAAAACAUCACCGAUUGUGACGGAAGCCUGGAGACACUGGCGAAAGAGUCGGAGUCGCUGAAGCAAGCGUACGGCCACUUUUUCGACCUGACCAUCGUGAACAACGAGAUAGACGAGACGAUCGCACAAUUAGAGGCGGCCAUCGAGCGGGUGUACACGACACCGCAAUGGGUACCUGUGUCCUGGGUCUACUGACAGCGAACCUCGCCAAUUCGUCAGAUCACUAACUGCAAUGGCUCGUCGAAUGUGAAACAGUGAUCAUCGAGACGCGAUCCACCGAACGACCGGUCCGUUUGCGAUCGUUUUACCGCGGCCACGAUAAUCUUCUCAACGUCGUACGCCUUUAUAAAUUUACGGUGUUCGUGGGAAAUUGAAAUCGUAGCCUGAUCCGUGGGGCGGGGGUUAGGGGGAGGGGGGCAAACAGCCGCGUAUUAGAAACACGUCGGACCAAUCGAACGAACGAAUUUGCCGUCGCUUCUUCGAUCGAUCUACAGCACGAUAUCGACUGGAAUGCGUGACUCUAGCCGUGUGUUCAUCGACUAUUUUCAUUACUGUUCAAUUUCUUCUACUUAUUAUUGGAUCGUCGUUAUUGUUAUCACCGCGAGCAGAGGCGAAGAGACGAAACUGUCGACGUUGUCUCGAGGCGCAAAAUACGACAAUCAAAAACAGAGGAAAAAGAAAGAAAAAGGAAAACAGAAUACAACAGGCUGAGAGCAUACAUUUCGAUUCCGAUAUACGAGUUCCAUAGGACUGUAAUAUUGCUUCCACGUUAAAUAUAAGCGAUACAAUUUCUCGUGUCCCUCAGAGUGUAUCGUCUCGGUUAACGACUCGAUUCGACGGGUCACGAUCCAACAACGGUGUUAAUUUCCUCGCGAUUAAUCAGAUCCCGCAGUUUCCUCUCUUCUUCUCUCUUCGUGCGCUGUUUCGCCUCUAUUUCAUUUCCUACUCCGUCUUUCUAUCCGUUCCGUGGUCUUGUUUCUUGCAUUUCCUUCAGACAUUCCUCGUACCACGUUAGCGUGCGUACACGAAUUUAUCGCUAGUUUCGUCAAUCUGUACGGGUCUGUACGUAGCGAUACAAUGGUAAACGAAGAUACGAGUAUAUACCGAACUGAAUCGAAGAACGUGAACAGUUCGCUUUUUCGGGGAUUACGCAUCGAAGAGGAUCAAAAUGGGGAACGGUCGUUCGAACUGUUCGUGAAUGUCGACCGAAUGGACACGCUUGUACCGUUCUUGGGGAGAGAAAAAAAAAUCUGUCAAUCGACUAUCCGUAACCUGUAAUUGCCUCCUAUCGUACUCUCUUAUAACUAUUUACACAAAAUGAAAAAAAAAAAAAAUGAAACUAGGACCGCGCUGUCCGAUAGUUCGCCGCCGCUAUCCCACCGUAAUAGUCAAUCUUCUGUCUGUUCAAGUUGAAGGAAAAAUCGGACUAUCGACAGCUAGUCGUUUACCUGUAACUUUAAGCAGUAGAGAGACUUCGCCGAUUUCGUCUAGUACUUCUAACAUCUAACGGGAGUUCAUCCGUCGUCGUGAGAUACGCGAUGAACCUUCGUACGUGUAUAUGCGCAAGCGCUGUUCUAUAACCGUAUCGUUUCUCUGUUCUUCUCUCUUAACUUCGAGCGUGUUUCGGUUCGAUCUGAAAAUUUUUCUGUGCCGCGUUUCAUUCUGUCGCCGAAUCUAGGACGUCGAACCGUGCACCCGAUCGUCGUUGUAUAUCUUUAUUUUCUUCCUUCUCGUGCGAGCUCGAUGAGCAUUGGCUCGGAUAUCGAUCUACACGCAGCAAAUCGGUGUUGCAUUUCGGUUCGAGUAGUCGUCGUUUGUCGAACGAACGCUUCUAGAUACGGCGGUGAUCUCGAUGAGCUACUACCACGGGAUUUACGUUGACACACGACACACAUGUACACAAAUCAACUGUAAUAUCACUCGGUUCGCAUUGCACCCUCGUACAAAGCGCAUAAUCGAAUGACGAAGUAACAGAACGCGGUUUACUAUACGAUAUUUAUAACACGUAAACUCAAGUAAAUAGAUAGUCUACCAACUAUAUGAAAUAAUACUAAACACCGUCUCACAUUAAUUGAAAAGGAAAAAAAAAAAAUAAUACAGAAGGCUAGAACACGUACACGGUGACACGUGCAAGGGACACUGACACAUUUACACGAAUACACGUAGACGCUUACAUAAACAUUCCGCGUACGCAGGUAAACAUAACACGCGACAUAUAUAUAAAUAUAUAUAUACAUACAUGACAGUUACACAUAGGAAAACACGUAACGUACACGGACAAGUAACGCGAAUUCACGAGAAACAGAUUUAACGACUAGAUAAUUAAUUACAAGCGAUUAAAUAAAUUAAUUGUGUAACUAAUUAAUACUAAAUUACUAGAAGACUAAUAGUAAAUUUGCAUAUGCAGCCCGUAGAGCGAAGGAGUGAAUGCGUGUACGUACGGGUAUAGUGUGAAUCUCUUGCAUUCGCGACUGGCGUUGUGAUCGACCCUCACGCGGCUUUGUUCAGAACUUGUUCAAUUACAGCUCAACUACUUAUAAAGAUCUCGAGAGGAACAUACGCACACACAUACGCAACAACAUAUACGUACAUGUAUAACAGAUAAGAUACAUACGCGAACACAUGUAUACAUACAGUUACAGACACGUACAACACGCGUAUACAUAGGUUUUACUACGUUCUUCCUAUUCGACACACGAUAUUAGUCAUCGAGCGUGUAAUUAUCCUUUAUUAAACGCGAUGUAAACUUCGAUGGUGGAGUUAUACAAAAAGGAGAGACCGAUGGCAUCGUGCAUGUUCUGUCGGUAAAUAAUAAUUUGCGCGGAACGACUGUGAAAUGUCGACGACGUUUCCUCGAGCAGCAGGCCCACCACGCGAAGACGUGUACACGAAGACAAGUCUGAAAUCUUGAAAAAGGGGGAAAAUGAGAAAAAGAAAAGGGAAAGAAAAAUGACGAGAAGGAACGUCGUGUGAAACUUCAAGGAAAGCUCGUGUCGGUAUGAUCGUUUUGUGUGAGUGAGAAACUAUCGAGACGCAAGAAGAACGAAUCUUCAGUGAUUUUGUAAUAUUUCUUAUAAGUUGUAGCUGCCAUAUCCAGUAAAAUUAAGUACUAGGUGCGCUGGGUGAUUAUCUGACGACGACUGUUUCGAUAACGAUUCUAAUGGUGAUGAUGGUGGUGUUGAUGAUGAUAAUGAUGAUUAUGAUAAUGAUGAUGAUGAUCAUAAUGAUCCUACGUGCUCCUGCAAGUGUGUGUCCGCGACUUUGGAUGAGUUACGCUAAGAUGUUGAAAGACGACGGGUCUAAAGAAAACAAUAACAGUUCAUUACAAUUAUGUAAUUAUAAGUAAGAGAAAGAGACGAAGAGUAUUAUAACACGUUGUUAAUUGAAUUAAUAAAAC
Molecule: messenger RNA, 5316 nt
Organism: Eufriesea mexicana
Lineage: Eukaryota; Metazoa; Arthropoda; Insecta; Hymenoptera; Apidae
Gene: CASK
Product: peripheral plasma membrane protein CASK
Exons: 11
Coding region: 9-2114 (701 amino acids)
Molecular function (GO): protein binding
Source: RefSeq, a predicted model, not a curated record